This is a messenger RNA of Staurois parvus, 567 nucleotides long. The record is from the annotation of a GenBank genome assembly. NCBI's taxonomy places the organism in Eukaryota, Metazoa, Chordata, Amphibia, Anura, Ranidae.
AUGGAGAGAACCAAUCCAGUAAGGGACAAGGAUGCAAUUAAUUUGCAACAUAAAACAGGAUGCAUAGAAUUUUCUGAAGAUUGCAAGGAAAAGGAAAUGAGCUAUUCUGAAUCCCUAGAGCCAUCAUCAAUGCAGGCACUUCAGUUUAUCAGAACAGAACUACUGAAGACACAGAAAUCCAUAAGCGAUCUGCAAACCGAGCGAAGGUUACUGAGGAAGCAAUUAAGUUGCUGGAAUGGCACCGUCCAAGUACUCCAAGAAACUCAAGAAGACAAUCAUUGCAAAAUAGAAGCCCAUAUACGUACUUUAGCAGCCAGCAGUGACUGUCUGAGAAAAGAACUGGAAGAGUUGAGACAGAAUGUUCAGGGUAUACUUUAUUUCUCAAAGAUAAAACAAAAAAAUGGACCGAGCAUUUCCUAAUUCCAUUCGUUCAGAUGACUGUGGUUUUAAUAAGACUGGGGUAUCCUUCCAGAGGAGCAAGAAGAGCCGCCAGCUCAAUUUAGAGAGAGAAAAUGACUAUCUGAAGGCCCGAAACAAACAGACACUGACACAUAUGAGACACUUGUG